GGCGGGGGCAGCGCCAUGGCGCUACGGGAGCGGGGCGCGGGCGGCGCCGCGGAGGCCGGGGAGGAUGCGGCGGAGGGGCCGGAGCGGGGCCUGCCGCUGCUGCCCUGGGACCGCUUCUCGGCCUGGCUGCACUGCGUGUGCGUGGUGGGCUUCGACCUGGAGCUGGGCCAGGCGGUGGAGGUAAUAUAUCCUCCACAUUCAAAGCUUACAGAUAAAGAGAAAACCAAUAUUUGCUACUUGUCUUUUCCAGAUUCCAACUCAGGUUGUCUUGGCGACACGCAGUUUUGCUUUAGAUUUCGACGGUCUUCUGGAAGGAAAGCUUCUGUGUGUUGUUUCCUGGACCACUUGGAUAGAGAUCUACCAGUUUACUUAAAGAAAGAUCCAGCGUAUUACUAUGGCUAUGUGUAUUUCAGACAAGUUCGAGAUAAAUCAUUAAAAAGGGGCUAUUUUCAGAAGUCACUGGUCCUCAUCAGCAAGCUGCCAUAUGUCCAUCUCUUUCGCACCGUGCUUAAGCAAAUAGCACCGGAAUAUUUUGAAAAAAGUGAGGCUUUCCUGGAAGCAGUCUGCAGCGAUGUUGAUCGUUGGCCACCACCAAUUCCAGGGGAAGUACUACACUUGCCUAUUAUGGGUGUCGUAAUGAAGCUGCGAGUUCCGACAUAUCGUGACAAGCCUGGAACGACCCCGAUAGUACAGAAUAUGCACCAGGCAGAUGCUCAGAUCUCUAUGACCUUACCAACUGUUCAUGAAGUAGAUCUUUUCAGGUGUUUCUGUCCAGUGUUCUUUCACAUUCAGAUGCUGUGGGAACUGGUGCUGCUGGGGGAGCCGCUUGUUGUCAUGGCACCAUCGCCAGCAGAAUCUUCAGAAACCGUGUUGGCACUUGUGAGUUGUAUUUCACCAUUAAAGUACUGCAGUGAUUUCAGGCCAUACUUUACCAUACACGACAGUGAAUUCAAAGAAUACACAACCCGCACACAAGCUCCACCAUCUGUUAUUCUAGGGGUGACAAAUCCUUUUUUUGCAAAAACUCUCCAGCACUGGCCCCACAUCAUCAGGAUUGGAGAUAUUAAGCUUCCAGGUGAUGUUCCAAAGCAGGUGAAAGUGAAAAAACUGAAGAACCUAAAAACUUUGGACUCCAAACCUGGUGUUUAUACCUCUUAUAAGCCAUACUUGAACAAAGACGAAGAAAUUGUUAAACAGUUACAAAAGGGUGUACAACAGAAACGUCCUACAGAAGCACAGAGCGCGAUUCUUCGGCGGUAUUUUUUGGAAUUGACAGAAAGUUUCAUUAUUCCUUUAGAACGUUACGUGGCAAGCCUAAUGCCUUUGCAAAAAUGUAUAUCACCAUGGAAGAGUCCACCACAGCUGAGGCAUUUUAGCCAGGAUGAUUUCAUGAAGACGCUGGAAAAAGCAGGACCACAGCUCACCUCUGGUUUAAAAGGAGACUGGAUAGGACUUUACAGGCAUUUUUUGAAAUCACCGAACUUUGAUGGCUGGUUUAGAAGCCGGCAGAAAGAAAUGACGCAGAAGCUGGAGGCACUUCAUUUGGAAGCACUCUGCAAUGAGAACUUGGUUUUCUGGAGUCAGAAGCAUUCUGAAGUAGAAACAGUUGAUCUGGUCUUGAAGUUAAAGAAUAAACUGUUGCAGGCUGACAGAGAACAUCUUCCUGUGAAAACUGAUACGCUGAAGAAGCUGCAGGCACACAUCCGUGAUAUUAUACUCGCACUUCCAGAUGACUUGCAGGACAUCUUGCUCAAAACUGGCACAACGUGAUUCCUGCUGGUGUGUGUUUGUGUGUGUGUGCAGGAAACAGGUGAAUGUAGUAUCACAGAACACAGUGGCUUACAAAGUUCAGGACGAAGAUCUAACCAGUACAGUAACACUACAAAUGGACUUUACGACUGCUAUGGUCCACUGUAAUAUUCUCACUGUUUUUCUCACUUAAGUACCAGCGCAACUAAAGGAAUUCCUGUGUCUAAUAAUGUUUGAAAUAAGUGCUCUUAAAGACAAAUCCGUGGCAUCUGAAGCUAUUCCACGGUGUAGGACCACAGUGCAGUGCUGGCACUGCAGAAUGUUUUCUAAUUGGUGCUGCUAUACCCAAUGCUGUUAACUCAGGGGUAAGCAAUAUUGAUCCUGUACUGUCCUGUUGAUGUAGUAUCUGAUUGCUUUCCUUUUUUAAAAAAAAAAAAAACAAAAAACAAACUGGCAUAAUAUGUGACUUGGUCAGUACACCAAGUUAUACGGGGGUAUUCUACUGGUAAACCAUCAACGGCUUAUGAAACUGUUUCAGGGACAGCUGAAAUAAUCAGAAUGGUUCUUAACUAUAUCUUCCUUUCACCUUCUGAUCCUCUUUCCAAAGACCAUAUUAAUUUAGCAUCUUUAAAGAAGAGAAGGCAGCUGACAAACAUUUCCCGAAGAGAAAUUGCUUCCAUUUGAUGUUGGUUAAUUAGGGUGCUUUUGCUCAAAUGCCUUAAACAAAUAUCAAGUAACUGUAUACCAGUUUGUGGUUUUAAACUGCUGAUGUUCAGGAUUUAAAGUGGCUCACUAGUGUAAAUGUAUUCAUCACAGUGAACAGAUUGUCGUUCUAAUACAGAAUUUAACAUCAGUGAUUUCAGUAGAUAGCCAGUACACAGACUGUUUCAGCUGGAGACCAUAGUCAGCCUCUGUCAGAAAUUUUUAUAAAUAUGUAUUUUUUAUUUUUUAGGUUUUAAUUUUUACUUACAGCAAUAGGGUCAGUGAGGAGCUAAUGGGGUGGGGAGAAGAGGAUGCUGACUUUAGCUGACAAAAGCCUAUGGAGAGGUCAAACUGUGGCAAAGGAAGAUUGUAGAGGGACAUUAUUUACGGUAUAUGCACAUAGCAGAUGUGCAUGAAAAAGUAGUGUUCUGUACUAAGCAACAAUUGUGAUGCUUAUCUUCUUGAGCAAGAUUCGGUGGUAUAUUCGGACUCAGCUGCUCUACAUGCAGGGUUAUACCUUGACCAGUUUCAUGUAGAAUAAACUUGAUGCUAUCGUGGACGCACAGCAUACACUUACAUGACGAGUGGAUCAGUUAUCAAAAAAAUCUACUUUUAAGUGCUUGGAUGGAAUUUUUAAAAGCACAUGACCUUGUAAUCCCGCUAUAAGAAAAUGCUUUUGUAUAAUAAGUAUUUCAUACCAUCUUUCUAAAAAUGUCUUAUUUCGAUACAAAGUGUCGUGACUAUUUUUAUGAAAAUGUGUAUUUUAAUACUGUUAUGGUUUGUAUAGUUAUUCAUGACAAAAAGUUGUAUGUAUGUAUCAUGUUACUUAAACUGCACCACUUCAGCAUUAACUUCUAACUUGGAAUUUUGUUUGCACAUCCUGAUGAAUAUAAUUUCUAAUUCAGAAAUUACUAAGUGGCCAUUCUUAACAUAAAGCUAACCUGGAGCACUGUGUAGUUCCUUGGAACAAUGUAACCUGGUAACAACCACGAUCAAUAUUAUCACGACUGCAAUACUUAUUUUUGUAAAAGAAAAUAAAGAGUUUCAGUUUUUGGAAGUUA
Molecule: messenger RNA, 3512 nt
Organism: Centrocercus urophasianus (Greater sage-grouse)
Lineage: Eukaryota; Metazoa; Chordata; Aves; Galliformes; Phasianidae
Gene: DENND6A
Product: DENN domain containing 6A
Exons: 20
Coding region: 16-1770 (584 amino acids)
Cellular component (GO): recycling endosome
Molecular function (GO): guanyl-nucleotide exchange factor activity
Source: RefSeq, a predicted model, not a curated record